AUGAGUCAAACUAUCAUCACUUCAAGACUCAGAGAACCUUAUGUGGCAGUCACAUGUGCUCAUUGUAAAGCCACACUCGAAUACUUACCACCCCCAAAACCCACAUCAUACUUAAUCCAAUGUUCACAAUGUUCAAAAACGUUUUCACCACCUGGUUCAUCAAAUCCUACUUCUACUUCAACUCCUCCUAAACCUAAUCCCACUACCAAAAAAAGUGGUAGUAGAAGGAUCGGGACAGAUGAAAGACCAUUGGAAACUGAGUUUUAUGAUGUACUUGGAAUUAGUCCUCAAGCUACUAGUGGGGAAAUUAAAUCGGCUUAUAGAAGACUUGCACUCAAGAUGCAUCCGGAUAAGAACCCUGAUGAUCCUACGGCUGAAGAUAAGUUUAAAACAUUAGCUAGGGCUUAUAAUACACUUUCGGAUCCUGCUUUGAGGAAAAAGUAUAAUGAGUUUGGUAAACAACAAGAUAUUGAAGAAGGAUUUGUGGAUCCUGAAGCCGUUUUUUCUACGUUGUUUGGUGGUGAAAGGUUUCAAGAUAUAAUUGGUACUAUCUCACUUGGACAAGAAAUGAAGACAGCCUUACAAAAAGAAUCAGAAGAAGAAGAGAUUGAAGGAAGUAAUGAAACCCAACUAGUAUCCAAAUCGACUCCAUCCGUCUCACCCCCCAAACCGAUUUCGAAAAGUACCAAAGCAAACCUUACAGCCGAACAGAAAGCCAAGAAAGCAGAACUAGCUCAAAAAGAAUCGGCCGAACGUGCAAGAGUGAGAGAACUGAGAGUCAGCCAUCUAGCGGAAGUUUUAACCAAAAAAUUAUACUUGUAUACUGAACAAGCAGAUCAAGAAGUAGAUGAACAGAUCAUCAAUAGUGUACGGAUGAUAUGGACGAUUGAAAAAGAGAUGUUAGCAGAAGAAAGUUUCGGACCUGAAUUACUACGUACGGUGGGACAAGUGUAUGUUGCGAAAUCGAAACGAUACUUAUCAGCCACUACAUCAGGAGGAUGGGGAGGAGUAGGGUUAGUAGGUGGAUGGAUCCAUAGUGCUAAAUCUACAGCACAUGUGUUUUCGGAAACUGUAGGAGCUGUUCGAGCUGCUUAUGAUGUUAAAGCAGUUUUUGAUGAGAUUGCAAAAGCUGAAGCGGAAGGUGGAACAGGUAUGACAGAAGAAAGGAAAAAGGAAUUGGAAGAAGAAGCUGCAAGGAAAGGAUUGAGAGCUUUGUUUAAAGGUGCAAAGUUGGAAGUCGAAAGUGUUAUUAGAGAAGUUUGUGAUAGGAUACUUGAAGAUCCUGGUUUAUCACGUGAACAAGCUAGGAAAAGAGCUGUUGCAUUAGAAAUUCUUGGUUCUGUUUAUGAAACUGCUCAAAAUAAAAAUGGUGAAGAUCCACUUGGACUUGAAAGUGGUUAUGUAAAAGUAGAUAAAAAGAAACCUACGAGCACUACAACUACCAGUACACCUAAAGCCUAA
Melampsora larici-populina 98AG31 is the source of this 1461-nucleotide messenger RNA. RefSeq lists its product as uncharacterized. The record is from RefSeq and is a predicted model, not a curated record. Lineage: Eukaryota; Fungi; Basidiomycota; Pucciniomycetes; Pucciniales; Melampsoraceae. The transcript is spliced from 5 exons. Bases 1 to 1461 code for a protein of 486 amino acids.